CAAUGGCUACUCGUUCAUUGGUUCCAACAUUUAUUAUGAAAACAUUUGAAAUGCUAGAAGUAUAUGUCACAUAAAGUAUUAGGAUCAAACAAUAUCUCAUAUUGUUUCUUGGACUGAAGAAGGAUUAAGUUUUGUUGUGAAAAGCCAAAAGUUAUUAUAAUAAUAGGUUCUGCCAUAAUAUUUUAAACAUAGAAAUUAUUCUAGUUUUCUAAGGUAAACUUAAAGAAUAAUUUACUAGAUAACUGAAUUUAUAUAAUUUUAAAAAGAGUAAACAUUAAGAUGGAUAAGAGUUUAAACAUAAAUGUUUUAGAAAAGGAGUUAAGUAAUAUAUAUAAGUAUAUAAUUAAUAGAUAGAUGUUAUAAUUCAUAAAGAGAAGAAAUAAUGAUGAUGGAAAUUAGGAAUCUGUUAAUCCUAAUCAACCAUGUAUUUCAUAUGAUUAUUAUUUUGAUUAGCUGCUAAAUUGAAAGAAGAAUAAAAUAUUUUAAGAGUGUGUGCAUCUGAUAUUAAAGAUACAAAUACAAGAUUAGAUGAAGAUAUGCAAAUAUUAAAAUAAAAGAGUGGUGUACUUUUAGAAGAAAUGUGGAAUCUUAAAAAGGUUAAUACUCAAUUAUAUAAUAGUUAUUACAUAGUCAAUUUGAUUAAGUGAAUCAUAAAUUGGAAAGAAUAGAUAUAAUUAUAGGAGCAAUGUCAUAACAUAAAAAAUUCAAAAGUAAUUAAUAAUUAUAAAUAAUAAUAGAUAUCUCUUAAUAUUUCACUACUAAAUUUUUACAGAAUGAACUUCAUACUCUAGAAACAAACUUAAAUUAACCACUCUUUGAAUCACCAAAAUAAGAAGUUGAUGAUUAGGAAUAAAUCAAAGCAUUAUUUGAAGAAUUAUAAAAUCUUAGUAAACCAAUUCAAUUUGAUUGA
Molecule: messenger RNA, 910 nt
Organism: Paramecium pentaurelia
Lineage: Eukaryota; Ciliophora; Oligohymenophorea; Peniculida; Parameciidae
Source: the annotation of a GenBank genome assembly